This is a messenger RNA of Paramuricea clavata, 5305 nucleotides long. NCBI's taxonomy places the organism in Eukaryota, Metazoa, Cnidaria, Anthozoa, Malacalcyonacea, Plexauridae. The record is from the annotation of a GenBank genome assembly.
AUGUCGGAACGUCCAUCGAAACAACUCAACUCAACGCGAGUUAAAAACUCGCUGCGAGCUCACAUUCUUAGCUUGGUAAGUGAACGCCUUUUUGAAACGAAAUUAUUGAUGUGUUAACUACGGAUUGUGAGAAAUCAUACAACGAGUUCGAGCGAAGGCCUUCAUUACUUAGGCUACGUUUUACGAAUAGCUUUUUGUAGCGACUGAGAAACAUCGUUCCGUUCAAUAUCGAAAUAGUAGGGAUAUCAAAACGGCCGCAGAAUUCCGACUUUUCGAGCGAGCGAAGCUCUUGUCUGCACGUGGAGUUUAAUAGUUGAAGCGAAGCUGUUAAGCCUGGAAUGUACAGCUUUCAGAAGCUGAGCGAAACAACAUUCCUCCGUUUCUAAAGCUGUAAAAGGAUGUGCUGUUUAUCUUAAACAUGUAUUAAUAAUUCUGUUAACAACUUUAUUUGAAUUCCGUUUCAGAUUGACAAUAACUACAGAUCAUUUUCCUGCCGAGCUGUUUGGCGCGUGCGAGAUCGAGCCCUUGAUCUCGCACGCGAUUCUAUAUCUUCAAAUAGAAUAAAAUUCGACGAAUUGUUGCACAACAUACCAGGCGUACGAUUUUUUAUUUCCGCCAUAACCGCGCUCGAAGCCUCUCGAGGAGACGAUGACGACUCCAUUUUGCCUGCCGUCGCUUAUUUCAUCGUAUAUUCGCACAGCGACCUUUGCAACGACGAUAUUCUUUUAAACGCUAUCCAGAAUGAGGACAGGCAAGCAGACGUCGUCCCCAUUCAUGUACGAAGGUGUGAGGAGGAUGAAAUUCUGGAACGCCUUCUUUUUAAUGUCGUUAAAGACCAUAGCAACGACUAUGUCAGCGCUAUGGUCGCAGCCAGUAACCGCAGCGGUAUUCAACGUCAACUGAUAAAUCUUGGCGGACCAUCGACCUCAUCGCAACAGCCCGUUGCGCCACAACAUUUUCCGGUAACUUCCACGAGAAUUGUUGUCGUCGACGCCCAGUUGGGCCCGGCAAUCCACGCCGCGAGGCAAAACCUAGCGGCGUACGGUUUCCAAUGCGAAGUUUUCAGCUUUGGCAUAAUCCAACCAGCAGUACCAGUGCUUGGCCAUGACUUUCUAGAAGCAACACGCAUAUUCACCAAAUUCAUGAAGCUGCUUGAUAAUGGUCUAUACAAGGUAAAACAUCAUUUUAUAUACUUUCUAGUGUAGGUGCUCUCGCUCAGUGUGUAUAAAAAAAAACUCCGCAGUUUGGGGUGUGCUAUAGAGUGUCUUUUACCACUAAAAUUAUUUUGAAAAGUAAAUUUUCCAGGCUUUGUUUUUGAAGGUGGUGUAUGAAUUAUCAAAAUACCAGACAGUUCGAGUCGCGAUAUUUCUCUCAACGGCCGAUUUAUAUUGAUUUAUACCUGUAAAAAGCUAAAACUUUUUCCCGUAUUAUAGCUGUUCACGACAUGAAUUAAAUGCAUGACUGAUUUUAUGCGCCAUUGAUUUCUUUACAAAACGUUUUACCUGAAUUGCGGUUUUUAUACAUCCUGUGUAUAGUGUACCUUUUUCCAUUUACUGUUGUAUUUAUAAGUUUAGAUAUACUUUAUAAGCCCGGCUGAAAUGAGAAGUAGAGUUGACAGUCACAAGCGACUCUCUCCCGACUCUCAUUCUUGCUUCUGCCAAGCAUAUAUAAGUGAUCUAUUUUUGUGUUAACUCGCGCUGUUAGCUAUGGCCUAUCGAAAGAACGAUGGCUCUGAAACUGUUUAGGAUAACAAUGUAACUCGUUAUCUAUGUUGGUUAACGUUUGUGUAGUCUGAUAGUAUGGUUUCCAGUGCAAUUUGGGAAAAAAUGUGCCCGAGUGAGUUUUUCACUAUUCGCCAUUCGGUAUUAAUAAUAUACAUGAAAAAAUUAUACAGUCACAUGCGAAAUAGAUAAUCUUAAUAGAAAUAAUUUUAAUAUAUAAAAAUCUACUAAAAAUGGCAGCCAUUUUUCUCACUUGUUUAAAUGUUUGUGUUUUUUGUUUUAUUUUCUGCUAUAAAAAGGUUGUAUAUCUUUAUAGUCAAUGAAAUUUGCACUGUAUUUCAUUUUUGCCACCUUAUUUUAUUGUUUGACUGUAUUUCGAAAAAUUGUAUUGCUUUUAAUUGAGAAAUGUUUUCAUAUAUAUUAUUAAUUCAUACAUCUGGUCCUUCACCGUCACGUGUGUAUUGUAUUUUUGCCAAAUCUACCAAUAGCAAUUUCCAAUUUACCCUAUUGUUCGAGUCACGGAUAGGUGACUUUCCUAAGACAUUGCUAUUGGUGGAUUUGGCAAAAAUACAACAAGCACGUGACAGUGAACGACCAGAUUUAUGAAUGAACGUUGACUGACGUACAGGAUGUCCCCCAGAAUUUCUUAUUAAGAGGCAUUUUUUUUUUUCAUUUCUUAUUAAGAGGCAAUGUCACGUAUUUGCAAUGAAAAGUGUUCAAAACCUAAAAUCUUUUUGGCUUUCUUCUCAAAAUUACUUUGUUUUAGCUUUAUUCUCUAUAGCUUAUAGAGUUAGUAACCUUUCUAAAUGCAUCUGCCGGUUGAGAAACAUAAAAUAAUAGUUAAAAAUUGUCAAUUAAAAUACAAUUAUCAAUGAUGCUUUAAAAUUGACGCCAUAUUUACAGCCAUAUAAGCAAAACUUAAUGAACUUCAGACAUCAUUUUCUCUUUGGCGUAUCGUCUAAAAUCUCUUCAUUUUAGCAUUAUUUUACAGAUAAAGCACUAAACAUACUUUUUAAGUUUGUUUGCCGAGUGAGAAACGUAUCGAAAAAUAAAAAUUUUGAAUUUAGUCAUAACCUCCAAGUGAUAUUAUACGCAUUAGUUUUGAGCGCGUGUUACGUAACAUACAAAAAAUCUCCUCUUAACAAAUUAAAAUAUCUUUGUAAAGCGCACGAUUUUUUUGCUUAUGUCUUGAUCUUAAAGGCCUUAUGCAACGAAUUUUUCGAUGGUGAGAUUUUUGCAUUACGUUUAUAGAGUUCUUUGCAUUGGUUCGAAAGAUGCAAACCGUUUUCCGAAACUCCAAGUAGCUUUAUUUUUAUAAGCCUUCAAAGUCGCAAAUUUUGCCACUUUCUUUGCGAAAAAAAAAAGACCUUUGGUGAUCAGUGGUGUGACGUCACAGUAAUGAGUUGUUUUCGACGGACCUUAUGUAAAACAUGUUAAUCAUUUGUUUACACACAGCACGACUCAUUACUGUGACGUCACAGCGCGAACCAGUUUUUCGCAAGAGGGACCCAUCUUUAAACACAAAAUUCACCAACUUUUAGUUUGAAUUUCGCAUCGAGAUUGGUAUCAAAAUGAUCAGAAAAGAUGAAAUUUUAAUAAUGUGUAAAAACCUCACCAUCGAAAAAUUCGUUGCAUAAGGCCUUUAAUUAAACGGUUUCUUUGUGCAUAAAAUUUACUUACGUCCAGCUUUUGUGAGUCCAGCAAAGUGCUAGGGCAUUCUAACAAUAUGUUAUUUCAAUAGUUUUGGUUUUUUUGGGACUCCAUGUACAGUGUGUAUAAAAAGAAAGUGAACCCUUUCAUAUAUUAGCUAUAACGUAUUGUUAUACAAUUACUUUAUGGUUUCCGUGCUUGGAUGGCCUGAUCCAAACACGCGGGAAUGUUGCGAGAGUUAAGAAAAGCACGCGAACACGAGCCGAAGGCGAGUGAUUUUGCGCGCUUUUCUUAACUCGAGCAACAUUUCCAAGUGUUUGGAUCAGGCCAUCCAAACACGGAAACCAUAAAGUAAUUGUUUUAUAAAAUAAGUACUAUUUACAACACGAGCGGCCCUGUUGUAUCGGAUAUACAAACUCGAGCCGAAGGCGAGAGUUCGUAUAUCUGAUACAACACGGACGCGAAUGUUGUAAAUGACUUGAAAAACGACUCAUCUUAUGAGUUCAUUGGCGAAGUCAUUUUAAAAAUAAACGUUGUCUUAAGGCCUGAUUCCACGGGCGCUUUUUCUCGGCGAAAUGCGAAAUAUUUCGCCUGUUUCUUUUGAAUUGUGGUCAAUCAAGUAGAAAUAAUUUAUUCGAGUGGUCGCAAUUCAAAAGAAACAUUUCGAAUUUCGCCGAGAAAAAGCGCCCGUGGAAUCAGGCCUUAAGCCGAGAAAAUCAAAGUUAAAGUUUAUGUAAAUCAACAUGAAUCUGUAUCACAUAUACAGAUACGACACGCUUAUGAUUUUUCUUUGUGUUUUCUUCAUGAAUUAUUGAGUCUCUUAAUAAAAUAUAUAUAUAUAUAUAUAUAAAUAAAAUAAAUAAAUAGCGAGUCGCGUAUAGUACUGAUGUAGAUCUGGUCUUGCGGAUCGGAAGUUAAUUGCAGUAAUAAAUUUAAGUGUUGUUUCUACAAACGAAAAGUAUUAUUUGAGGCAUUCUUAAAAGAAAUGUAAUAUAUCUUUACCUAAUGACAUCAUAUCUGGAAACUUUGUUUUAAAAAUGUGUUUUUUGCUUUUUUUUCCCAGGGAUAUGUUUACGCCAGACCUGACAAUUCGGGGAUCACCUUCGUCAAAUCCAUGACAGUGCACGAAUACUUGGACAUGAUGCUUGCAAAUGAUGCUGUUCGUAACUUAAUCUUGAAACAUCUCGCCAAGUUGCAACGAGUCCUUUCAGACGAUGCUUGUGUCGUGGUUGAGCAGAUCAGUGACUUCGACCUGGAUGUCAUCGAAGUGUCGAAUGGGUAUGCAUUCCGAAUUUCUACAAGAGCAUUCUUUCGUUAUCGAAAGGAAGACUUUCGCGGGAGGUCUUCACGCGCAUUUGUGCCGUAUGAUUGUCUUUCACCGCCAGAUCCUGGCCGUUUCGCAGAAGGAAUCAACAAUUCAUUCCCCGAUCUGGAGGAACGAGUCAAGGUCCUCAACAAGUUGUACCAGUGCCUCGUGGUAGGCCGGAUGCCACGGGAAAUCCGAAAGCUGGUUUUGGCAGGACCUGAGAACUCCGGAAAAACAUCGUGGGCUGCCAUGUUCCAGCGUAUCAUGCCGGCUGAUAAGUGCAUUCAUGUCACCAGCAACUUAUUGGCCGGUAUGGUACAAGAAGAUACACAUUUGGUAAUCAUCGACGAUUAUUCUUCUAUGGACCUCGCGAAAAAUGUGUUGCAACGACCUUCUUCCCACAACAUCCCAUUUUACAUCGCCACCAAUCAGCUAGCCGGCGAUGAUGACGAUAACGUUUAUCGUAAAACUCAAGUUUUCCGAACCCGGAGCCUUCCGUCACCAACACCUGGCGCCGACCGGUGGAUCUUCGACCAUGCCAUGGACUGUAUUGCUUGGAUGGCUAAUGUGAUAAAUGAAAACGUCCAGUUAAUUGACCAAGAAGAACGAUGGUACGAGGACACGUCAG